Molecule: messenger RNA, 3423 nt
Organism: Iphiclides podalirius (scarce swallowtail)
Lineage: Eukaryota; Metazoa; Arthropoda; Insecta; Lepidoptera; Papilionidae
Source: the annotation of a GenBank genome assembly
AUGGAUAAAAUACCUCGAACUCACGAAGCUAUAGAAGCUCAAAUACGAGAGAUUCAACAGAAAAAAAAUGAAUUACCUGAAAAUGGAACUGGAAAAGGAGUUUCACUGGGUGGUAAAACUCCUGAUGUUGGAUCUAGGACAUAUACAGAGAUCAUGAAAGAGCAAUAUUUGCGUGCAGAAGAGACCGAAUUAAGGAAAAAACUUUUGGAGAAAGCUAGGGAUGGAACUUUGAAACCCGUAUCUCAACCUAAUGGUGAAGCAGCAAAACCAGCUGCUGCUAAACGCAAAGGGCGGUGGGAUCAGAGUUCUGAAGAUACACCAACCGUGAAGAAAGCAAUCACAGCAACGCCCAGCUCCCAGGCUACUCCAUCAUGGGACACUGAGAGAGGAGCUUGGGAGGAGACUCCAGGUGCAAGUGGGCGAGGUGGAGACACUCCCGGAGCUACGCCUUCAGCCCGCGUAUGGGACGCCACUCCUGGUCACGCCACACCAGGUCAUGCUACUCCUGGUCGCGACACUCCUGCGCAGCACGCUUCGAGGCGUAAUCGAUGGGAUGAAACUCCUAAAACUGAUAGAGAGACUCCUGGUCAUAACAGUGGAUGGGCUGAAACCCCGCGCACUGACCGAGGCGUAGGCGUUGACACUAUCCAGGAGACUCCAACACCAGGCACGAAACGUCGCUCGCGCUGGGACGAGACGCCGGGUGCUACGCCUGUGCCUGCUACGCCCACCCCGUCGCAUGCCACACCAUCUCAUGCUACGCCGUCGCACGCGACACCGUCACAUGCUACGCCUACGCCGCAUACGCCCAUAUUUACACCUGGAGGAACGGAGGAAGUGGGGGGCUCGGCGGCGGCGGCGGCGCGCCUGCUGGAGCCCCAGCCCAAGGGCGGUCAGCAACUGCCCUUCAUGAAGCCCGAGGACGCUCAGUACUUUGACAAACUGCUCAUUGACGUCGAUGAGGACUCCCUAUCGCCGGAUGAGCUCAAAGAGAGAAAGAUUAUGAAGCUUCUUUUGAAAAUCAAGAAUGGCACGCCACCUAUGUGUAAGGCGGCUCUGCGUCAAAUAACGGAUAAAGCGCGAGACUUCGGCGCGGGACCGCUUUUCAACCAGAUCCUCCCUUUGCUGAUGAGCCCCACACUUGAGGACCAAGAGCGACACCUGCUUGUCAAGGUCAUUGACAGGAUCCUUUACAAGCUCGACGACUUGGUCCGGCCCUAUGUACACAAAAUUCUGGUUGUUAUAGAGCCUCUACUGAUUGACGAAGAUUACUAUGCUCGUGUCGAGGGCCGUGAAAUCAUUUCCAACCUAGCAAAGGCCGCUGGCUUAGCUACUAUGAUCUCCACAAUGAGACCAGAUAUUGAUAAUAUUGAUGAAUAUGUUCGAAACACCACUGCAAGAGCAUUUGCCGUUGUCGCUUCAGCUUUAGGUAUUCCUUCCCUCCUCCCUUUCUUAAAGGCUGUAUGUAGAUCCAAGAAGUCUUGGCAAGCACGACACACUGGAAUAAAAAUUGUACAACAAAUUGCUAUAUUGAUGGGCUGUGCUAUUCUACCACAUCUCAAAUCCUUGGUAGAGAUCAUUGAACAUGGUCUGGUGGACGAGCAACAAAAAGUACGCACAAUCACCGCCUUAGCGAGCGCAGCGCUAGCCGAGGCCGCUACGCCCUACGGUAUCGAAUCCUUCGACUCCGUACUCAAACCCCUUUGGAAAGGUAUCAGAACUCACCGAGGCAAAGGUCUGGCUGCUUUCUUAAAGGCUAUUGGUUACCUCAUUCCUUUGAUGGACGCCGAGUACGCCAACUAUUACACCCGAGAAGUAAUGCUUAUUUUAAUUCGUGAGUUCCAGUCGCCUGAUGAAGAAAUGAAAAAGAUUGUUUUGAAGGUAGUAAAACAGUGUUGCGGUACAGAUGGUGUGGAACCUCAAUAUAUAAUGGACGAAAUUCUUCCACACUUCUUUAAACACUUCUGGAAUCACCGCAUGGCUUUGGAUAGACGUAACUAUCGUCAACUCGUCGACACAACUGUGGAAAUUGCAAAUAAGGUUGGAGCUUCAGAAAUAAUUAACAGAAUUGUUGACGAUUUGAAAGACGACAAUGAGCAAUACAGAAAAAUGGUCAUGGAAUCGAUUGAAAAGAUUCUCGCAAACUUGGGCGCCGCGGAUAUUGAUUCGAAAUUGGAAGAGGCUCUUAUAGACGGCAUCCUGUAUGCAUUCCAAGAACAAACUACAGAGGAUGUGGUUAUGCUGAAUGGAUUUGGAACAAUAGUGAACCAGCUGGGUAAGCGGGUGAAGCCGUAUCUACCCCAGAUCUGUGGUAUUAUUUUGUGGCGUAUGAACAAUAAAUCCGCUAAGGUCCGUCAGCAGGCUGCUGAUCUCAUUUCACGUAUUGCAGUGGUCAUGAAAACUUGUCAAGAGGAAAAGUUAAUGGGUCAUCUUGGAGUUGUACUUUAUGAGUAUUUGGGCGAAGAGUAUCCUGAAGUACUAGGUUCAAUUCUAGGAGCAUUAAAAGCGAUUGUCAAUGUGAUUGGUAUGACAAAGAUGACACCACCUAUAAAAGAUUUACUACCGAGACUCACACCAAUUUUAAAGAACAGACAUGAAAAAGUACAAGAGAACUGUAUCGACCUAGUGGGGCGUAUCGCAGACAGAGGUCCAGAAUUUGUCUCAGCCCGAGAGUGGAUGAGAAUUUGCUUCGAGUUGCUUGAACUUUUGAAAGCGCACAAAAAAGCAAUCCGAAGAGCUACAGUGAACACUUUUGGUUAUAUCGCGAAGGCGAUUGGUCCACACGAUGUUUUGGCGACCCUGCUCAAUAACUUGAAAGUCCAAGAGAGACAAAACAGAGUAUGUACAACGGUUGCCAUUGCAAUUGUUGCGGAGACCUGUUCGCCGUUUACGGUUCUGCCUGCAUUGAUGAAUGAAUACAGAGUUCCAGAGUUGAAUGUACAGAAUGGUGUUCUCAAAUCAUUGUCCUUUUUGUUUGAAUAUAUUGGUGAAAUGGGAAAAGACUACAUAUAUGCAGUGUGCCCUCUUCUAGAAGAUGCUUUAAUGGACAGAGAUCUUGUACAUCGUCAAACUGCUUGUGCAGCUAUAAAGCAUAUGGCAUUGGGUGUUUAUGGUUUUGGAUGUGAAGAUGCACUGAUCCAUUUGUUGAAUCAUGUUUGGCCAAACAUUUUUGAGACGUCGCCACAUCUCGUACAAGCUUUUAUGGAUGCUGUUGAAGGCAUGAGAGUUGCACUUGGGCCGGUCAAGAUAUUGCAAUAUGCCUUACAGGGCUUGUUCCACCCAGCAAGAAAAGUUCGAGAUGUUUAUUGGAAGAUAUACAACACACUGUAUAUUGGAGGACAAGAUUCUUUGGUUGCUGGAUACCCGAGAAUACAAAAUGACCCAAACAACCAUUUCAUCAGAUACGAAUUGGAUUAUAUACUG